AUGUCCCGGGACGUGCAGCCGGCCGGGUUUGCUGUCCUGCCCUGCUGGGGACGCACACGGCGGUGUCCCCUGCGCCCGUGCUGUCCCCGCCUGCUCUGCGGGGCUGGGCUGGUGUGCAGGGAGAGUGGAGACAGGAAUAAAUUAGUUACGAGCAGGCUCAUCAGCCAAGGGACCUACAGUGUCGUGGCUAAAAAUAGGCUGUCACAGGAGCGCCUGGACUCUGUGUACCAGACGGUGCUCUUUGCACUUUAUUUAUGGCUGCUCUUAGAAACUGCUGUGCACGAGCUCCUCCCUGGUGCCCAGCACGGCCCUGGCUGGCAGGAACAGCCCCGUUUCUCACCUGGCCUCUCCCGCUUGCUUGCAGGGCCGGAGGCGUUCUGCGACUUCAACGGCAAGAAGUACAGCCCGGGGGAGAGCUGGCACCCGUACCUGGAGCCGCAGGGGCUCAUGCUCUGCAUCCGCUGCAGCUGCGCCGAGAACACCAGCAUCAGGUGCUCCCGGAUCCAGUGCCCGGCGCUGCCGUGCGCCAGCCCCGUGACGGAGCCGCAGCAGUGCUGCCCGCGCUGUCCCGAGCCCCCGUCCCCGUCCGGGCUGCGGGCGCCCGCCAGGUCGUGCCGCUACAACGGGACCACGUUCCAGCAGGGAGAGAUGUUCAGCGGCAGCGAGCUGUUCCCCGGCCGCCAGCCCAACCAGUGUGUGCAGUGCAGCUGCUCCGAAGGCCAGAUUUACUGUGGCUUGGUGACCUGCCCCGAGCUGCUGUGCUCCUCUCCCUUCAGCGUGCCAGACUCCUGCUGCCAGGUCUGCAAAGAUGGCUCCCUUGAGAAGCCCUCGGAAGAGGAGCCCCUGCAGUUGAACAGAGGUGUUAGACAUUCCCAGGACCAGUGCUUGGGAGAGGUGGUGGGCAGGAAGCCCCCCGGAGCCACCGUGUCCACGGCUCUCAGCUCUUCCCUGGAGCUGAUUCCCAGAAGCUUCAAACCCAAGGGAGCAGGGGGCACCACUGUCAAGAUCGUCUUGAAAGAGAAGCACAAGAAAGCCUGUGUGUACAAUGGGAAGACCUACUCGCACGGCGAGGUGUGGCACCCCGUGUUCCGGCUCUACGGCCUGCUGCCCUGCAUCCUCUGCACCUGCAGGGACGGCGUCCAGGACUGCCACAAGCUCACCUGCCCCAAGGAGUACCCCUGCCAGCACCCUGAAAAAGUGGAUGGGAAGUGCUGUAAGGAAUGCCCAGAAAGCAGGGUCAGACCCACGGACGAGGCGGGCAGCCCGCGGUGUGGCGGCGGCCCCGGCCGUGUCCUGGUGUACGCCUUCGUGCCGCCGCGCUCCGAGCCCUCCAAGGACAUCCUCAGGACCGUGGCCAUCGAGAGGGAGCCGGCAGAGGAGGUGGAAAUCUACAACUGGAAGCUGAUUAAAGGAAUAUUCCAUCUGAUCCAGACCAAGAAGAUCAGCAAGCAAGAAUUCAAGCAAGAGGCACAAAACUUCAGGCUGAUCACCAGGACAAACGAAGGUCACUGGAACAUCUUCCGAGCGCAGACGUCAGAGCUGAGCAUGACAGAGAGCCCAGAGAAGGAGACAAAGACCUUGUAAAGCCAAGAACUCUCCUCUAGCUAUCGAUUUAUCUACACACAGACACACAUACACAUAUACCCCAACCCCAGAGCUGCAUUACUCAGUAGACUGGCACUGCAAUACAGGUUACACUAGCGGGAAUUCCAGCGACUCCAGAGAACCAUCCCAAUCCCAACCCAUGGGAACCACAGCCGGGCAGGUGCCAGGAGGAGGAGGGAUCCAUCCCAGACACCCCGGCAUUCCUGAGGAGCGCGGCAAAGCAGGACAUGACCGUGCUUCUCACCAGGGCAAAGAUGACCUGCAAGGGAGAAAAAUCAUCCCUCCCUCUUUCCUUGGAGCCCCUGGGAGCUGCAAAGGGGUUUCUUUGGCUGGAUACCCUCCAAGGGGUGUUCUUUGAACAAUCCCCUCUCUUCUAGCUGGGAUGAUUCCUUUCCCUCUUUGCAGGGAAAGGAUUAUUUUCCCUGGGAUGAUUCUCUUCCCUCUUUGCAGGGAAAGGAUUCUUUUCCCUGGGAUGAUUCCUUUCCCUCUUUGCAGGGAAAGGAUUCUUUUCCCUGGGAUGAUUCUCUUCCUUCUUUGCAGGGAAAGGAUUCUUUCCCCUGGGAUGAUUCCUUUCCCUCUUUGCAGGGAAAGGAUUCUUUUCCCUGGGAUGAUUCUCUUCCUUCUUUGCAGGGAAAGGAUUAUUUUCCCUGGGAUGAUUCUCUUCCUUCUUUGCAGGGAAAGGAUUCUUUUCCCUGGGAUGAUUCCUUUCCCUCUUUGCAGGGAAAGGAUUAUUUUCCCUGGGAUGAUUCUCUUCCCUCUCUGCAGGUCACCUGGAGAUGUAGGUUUUGGGAGGAGCCAGCUGCUGGCAGGGUCUGAGACCCUGGGCACUGCACUAAGGUCGCUGCUCAGCAUUUACUGUGCUACAUAUUUAUAUCUAUCCUAUAUAAUAUCUACCGGGCUGUAUUCACAGGAGGGGCAUCUCCCAGAGGGCAAACAGGAUCAUUUCUGCAGCAUGGGGAGGAGGGUGUGCAGCAGCAUCCCCUUCCCCCUGUUUGGAAACAGCUUUGGGGGAUUUUUGGAUUGUUUUGGUACAUAUAUUUAUCCCUGGAUUCUUGUUUUAUUCCCUUUUGAUAAAUCUAUUUAUUUGGAGAUCCAACUCUGUCUGACAAAUCUGAUUAAAAGUCUUCUUGAUUCAGCUUCCUGUGCUGGUUCUCCUUUCCCUGUAGGGUCUGUGUCAAGGCUCAGGGGCCCUGGUGGGAUCUGGUUCCCC
This is a messenger RNA of Melospiza melodia melodia, 2815 nucleotides long. It is a transcript of the gene CHRDL2, whose product is annotated as chordin like 2. Gene Ontology annotation, molecular function: BMP binding. Gene Ontology annotation, biological process: negative regulation of BMP signaling pathway; cell differentiation. The record is from RefSeq and is a predicted model, not a curated record. Lineage: Eukaryota; Metazoa; Chordata; Aves; Passeriformes; Passerellidae. The coding region runs from base 1 to 1584 and encodes 527 amino acids. The transcript is spliced from 13 exons.